UGGGCCGCUCUACGCCGACGUCACGGCCCGUGUGUAGUGGCGGCCGGCGGCCCUCCCGCGGCGCCUGGCUGGGCGGUGUGGCCGCUGAGCGGCGUUCGGGGUCGCCCGGCUCGCGCGGACGGGUCCGGAGGCCCGGCGUCCUCAGCCGAGGAGCAGACACCCCGCCUCCUCCGCAGCGGGCGGCGCCCGGAGCGGCUUCCUCCUUUCCUGCCCGGCCUCCCGCGGCCCCGUCUCCCCGCGGGCGCCGGCUCAGCCCGGACUCAUGUGAAGGAGAGACGCCCGGCCCCGGCCCGCACCGACUCCUCGCGCGCCCCUCCUGCCCUGGACCCGCGGCUCCCUGACGGGGGCGCGGCGACAGGCCGCGGGCCGGAGGGGCGGGCUCCCAGGCCGGCGGAGGCCCCUCUGGGCCUGCGGCUCCCCACGACCGCGGAGCGGCCGAACCAAGAGCAUUUCUGACCUGGCAGAGCUGAGAUCACAGAAAAGAAGGCCAAAGCUGUGGAACCUUGUUGUUAGGUCAGAUUUCUGACCCUGAAGGAUGGGAACUACAGAUUGAGCUGACCUGGACAGCAAUAAAGAAUGCUGAUGGGAGAGCCGUGUCCCUAAUUUUCAGAUUGUUGAGCUGGUUGCCAUGAUGGAUGAUCAGCAAGCUUUGAACUCAAUCAUGCAAGAUUUGGCUGUUCUUCAUAAGGCCAGUCGACCAGCAUUAUCCUUACAAGAAACCAGAAAAACAAAAUCUUUAUCACCAAAAAAACAGAAUGAUGUUCGAGUCAAAUUUGAACAUAGAGGAGAAAAAAGAAUCCUUCAGUUCCCCAGACCAGUUAGACUGGAGCAUCUGAGGUCGAAAGCUAAAACUGCCUUCGGACAGCCCAUGGAGCUCCAUUACACCAAUAACGAGCUGGUGAUCCCAUUAACUACUCAAGAUGACUUGGACAAAGCUGUGGAGCUGCUGGAUCGCAGUGUUCAUAUGAAGAGCCUCAAGAUACUGCUUGUAGGAAAUGGAAGUCCACAGGCUAUUAAUUUAGGACCAUCGCCAUCACUAGAUGAUUUGGAUAAAACAGUAUUUGAAGCAGAGAGGAAAACACGGCUUUCUGUAAUAGGUUCCACUAGUAGAGAUCAAAGCUCCCCUCCCCCAGGAUACAUUCCAGAUGAAUUACAUCAGGUCGCCAGGAACGGGUCCUUCACCAGCAUCCACAGUGAAGGGGAGUUCAUUCCAGAGAGCAUGGACCAAAUGCUGGACCCAUUAUUUUUAAGCAGCCCUGAAAAUUCUGGCUCAGGAAGUUGUCCAUCACUUGAUAGUCCUUUGGAUGGAGACAGCUAUCCAAAAUUACGAAUGCCUAGGGCACAGAGCUACCCAGAUAAUCAUCAAGAAUUUUCAGACUAUGACAACCCUAUCUUUGAGAAAUUUGGAAAAGGGGGAACCUACCCAAGGAGGUAUCAUGUUUCAUAUCACCAUCAAGACUAUAAUGAUGGUCGUAAAACUUUUCCAAGAGCUAGAAGGACCCAGGGGACCAGCUUCCGGUCUCCUGUGAGUUUCAGUCCUACUGACCGCUCCUUAAGCACCAGUAGUGGAAGCAGUAUCUUUACCCCAGAGUAUGAUGAUAGUCGAAUAAGAAGAAGGGGAAGUGACAUAGAUAAUCCUACUUUGACCGUAAUGGACAUCAGCCCACCUAGCCGCUCACCUCGUGCUCCAAUAAACUGGAGAUUGGGCAAACUGCUUGGCCAGGGAGCCUUUGGCAGGGUCUACCUCUGUUAUGAUGUCGAUACAGGAAGAGAGUUGGCUGUUAAGCAAGUUCAGUUUGACCCUGAUAGACCUGAGACCAGCAAGGAAGUAAAUGCACUUGAGUGUGAAAUUCAGUUGUUGAAAAAUUUACUGCAUGAACGAAUCGUUCAAUAUUAUGGCUGUUUGCGGGAUCUCCAGGAAAAAAAGCUUUCCAUAUUUAUGGAAUAUAUGCCAGGGGGUUCAAUUAAAGACCAAUUAAAAGCAUAUGGAGCUCUUACUGAGAAUGUAACUAGGAAGUACACCCGUCAGAUUCUGGAAGGCAUCCACUAUUUGCAUAGUAAUAUGAUUGUUCAUAGAGACAUCAAAGGCGCAAAUAUUCUGCGAGAUUCAACAGGCAACGUUAAGCUAGGAGACUUUGGGGCCAGCAAACGGCUUCAAACAAUCUGCCUUUCGGGGACAGGAAUGAAGUCUGUGACGGGCACGCCCUACUGGAUGAGCCCCGAGGUGAUCAGCGGGGAAGGCUACGGCCGGAAGGCGGACAUCUGGAGUGUUGGCUGCACUGUGGUAGAAAUGCUAACUGAGAAGCCUCCGUGGGCGGAAUAUGAAGCUAUGGCUGCCAUCUUUAAAAUCGCCACUCAGCCAACAAACCCCACGCUGCCCCCUCACGUCUCAGACUACACGCGAGACUUCCUCCAGCGCAUCUUCACGGAGGCCAAGCUGAGGCCGUCGGCGGAGGAGCUGCUGAGGCACAUGUUCGUGCACUGCCACUAGCAGCCCCUCCCGCCCCGGCCCCCAUCGGGCCUGCACCUUCUCUCUGACGGCACUUUCUUCUUACAACAAAGAGAGAUGGGGAGGAAAAAGACAAGAGGGAAAAUGUUUCUCUUGAUUCUUGGUUAAAUUUGUUUAAUAACAGUAACCUAAUUUUUUUAUAUUUAAUCGUUUUUCCCUUACAAGAACUUGAAACUUUUUAAAAAAUUUUUAUAGUGUACUGAUGUGGUUCAGACAUAUAAAGCACUUUAGUACAUGGUCACUCUUUCUAGUACAAACAAAUCAUUUGGAACACGUAAAGGUUGGAGGGUUUUUCUCUGUGCUACUGGCGAAUCGGUGGUGAUGGAGAGACACGGAAAACAAGGAGAAGAAAAUGAUAUCUACUUGUAGUUUUUAAUGAUAGUACUUAAAAUAGAUCCUCAUUUGGGGUUUGAGCCCUAAACUUGAGUCUAGGGUGGGUACUCAACUUAAAGAAUACAGGUUCCUCCUCAUAUCUGUAUUCUUUAGAUCCUAACCUCUAUAUACCAAGCUUCUCGCUCAGUAGGAAUCAUGAUAGAAAAUAUGAAUCUCUAAGAGCUAAGUUUAUUUGUUAAUCUUAACCAGUACAAUAAGCAAAUACACUAUAGAAGAUCCAUGUUACUGGGAUUUAUAAACCUUGUGGGAUAUCUUUUUGUUUUUAAAAAGAAUAAGAUACUAUUUUAUUUUAAAACAGAUAUGAAAGUCAAUGAGCAAAUCCAAAUUAAAGGACAGAGGAGGGUGCUUUAAUUAAUGUGUGCGCAGUAGAAGCGUCCACAUUUGCCAAUCGAGAAUAAAGAGCAGCAGAAGUACGUGUUGUUUAGUGUAUUUUAAAGUGUGAUCUUUACCUGAAAGAGAAAGUCCCAAAAUUAAGAGAAAGGAGAAAUAAUCAACAUAAUGUGGAUUACAUCUCACUGUUUCUAGCUCCUGAUUCCCCGCAGGGUAACAUUUCUUAGGAACUGAGAGUUUAACCUGGAGUUUCCAUGAAGCUAGUGUCAUGAGAGAAACCCUUGUCUGGGGAUCACAGAAUGCGAGGCUGCUCAGAAAUAGUGUAGCAGCGGCUCUCAGGGGGCGGCUGCUUCUCUCCAGCCUGCAAGGCCUGGAGGCAGUUUUGGCUUCACAGCUUAGGAGGCUGUCGAGGCAGGGAUGCUGCUGAACAAACCACAGUGUAUAGGACCGCACCUGCUCCCGACAGAACCCUCCUGCUCACCAUGUCCGAGUGCCAAAGUCCAGGAGCCUGUGGUAAAGACCAGCUCCGUUACAGACUGCUGCGGCCACUCGCAAAGCAGGCUCUUCACAAACAGUAAUUCCAGAGAGGAGGCGAUAUGAUGCACAGUGAGAGUGUUACAAAAGCAAAUACCACUGCUUGCAGUCGGGGUGAAGGACCUCAGCACCAGGAGUAGCAGCCAUGCCUUCCCAGCUGCACGUCGCACCCAACGCAGGACUCGCGUGCUAGAGACAGAAUGGAUUUCCACACACAGCUCGUCAACUCUGCUGUCUGCGUAUGUUCUCCCCUCAGCUCAGCUUAUAGUCGUGGGAAAAGCACAGCAUAUCAAAACCAGUAUUAACUACUUAUAGGCAAGCUAACGCUGCCCGGCAUUUCUAGUAUGUAUCCACUAAGAGCAAGGACUCUGGAUGGAAGGAGACAGCUGGGAGAAGCCAUGACCCCUGAUGGACUGGAGCUACUCAAAAAUAUGAAUGAUAUCAGUGAUGUGGCCCUUCAGUAUUUCUGUUUAUUAAACAAGUGCAAAGUUCUUUAUGUUUAAAGAUCUAGAAAAUAGUAGUCUUCCUGGAGGCCCUACAUGUGAUGCCUUUUGGGGGAUUCAUGGGGAAUGCAGAUUUUGUUUUCUGCUAAGAAGUAUGAUCUUUGGGAAUGCCGCUGUCUGAAGUUCGUUAAGAUUGUGGUUUACUGUAUCAGGUCCUCUGUCAUUCUCUGUAGGAAAUUUGAAAUUCUACUAGCUAGUCUGAGGAGAAGCCAAAACACAAAGAUUCCCAUCCCCUCUAGUCAACGGAAGCAGCUCGCCAGGAAGGUAUGACUCAGUGGUCUCCCCUGGGAAGUCAGCAGCAGCCCUGCAUGGUGCGCACCGCCCCAGGACCAGGAGCUGUCCUUCCUCAUCUCGUGAGGGAAGGCCCCGCAUCCGCUGGAGCGAGCCAGUGUCUGGGCCGGGCUUCUCCUUUGUUCUCUGUCUCUGUGGCUCCUUCCAACCUGGGGUCUGUCGGGGUCACCGGUGGUGCAGAAUCAGAGACAAGCGCUCUUUAGAGAGAUCUUGGGAGACUGUGACACCAAAGCAAAAUUGUUUGCUUUUUCUGGUCUCCCUUUGACUUAAAUGCAUAGAAAACAAAUCACCUGAAAAGAAAUCGCUACUUUAACACUGCUGCAGAAGACCUUUGUUUUAUAGGAAAAUAUUAUUAGCUAUGGGAAAGUACUGUUCUUUAUGUAAAGACUUAAAAAUAGACUAAUAGUUUACAGAGUUAUUAUAUAAAAUGUGAUGUGAAUUUAUUUUAAAUAAGUUGUAAAGGUACCAAAACCACAAGAAAAGUUAAUAUAUAUAAAAGCUACUAGAACAAAAAAGCUUGAAGUGGGAUGACAUAUGGAAGACCAAAAGUAAAUUUUAAAAAUGAAUUUUUGAGAUAAAACACCUUUAUCAGGGGCAAUUAGAUAUAACACUCCACCCUUUUCUUUUUCUCAUAACGGUAUGAAUCAGCAAAUGAAAUCUGAGCUUUCUAAGAUGACUCUAAACGUGUUCCGCUUUUAGAUGCACAGCUCAUUCUGUUGGGUAGAGCUGUGCUGAGGCUGGAAAGGGGCAGACUGCUGGCUUGUGCCUUGACGAUGUCGCACUCUGCCUGGCGGACUUGGUGCUGGAGAGGUCCCGGCAGUCUGGCUGCUCUUCAGGAAGUAUCCCCGCUUGGCCCUUGCAGGAGUCAAAAUGGCAGGCCCUAGGUUUUGGCCAAGUAGAUUUUACAUUGCAAACAAAAGCAUUGAAUAAAAGGGUUGAAAAAUGAAUGACUAAUGGAAAUUUAGUAAUGGUUAGUAAUUCUUUCAUUUGAAAUUUUCUGUAUGAAUAUCUUUAAAUUUUUUCAUUUUCCUCAUUUACAAACAUAUUUAACUUGAAAAAAUGGCUCAAGACUGUUGCCUUAGACAGUUUUCAGAGGCAUUGUCAACCUUCCAUAUUUAUCUGAGAUUGAAACGCACAGGUUGAAUUAACUAAAAAAAAUUAAAGCUUAUUUUAGAGUAAAUUGAAUUGGCUUUCACUUGAGAGUCUGUCUUAUUCUCUAGAAGCUACGUUAAAAAGAAAAAUUGUUUAGAGCAGCUUUCUGCUACCUUACCUCUUAUCUGUGUCGGGUCUGAUCUUAUUAUUUCUCUGUCAGAGUGGAAAGGAUGUGUGAAGUCGUUAAGAAAAUCCUAUCUGAAUAGUGUAUAGGCUCAACGCCUUGGCCAUGGCAGAGUCUGAGCCAGGGGUUUCACUUGGGGUCUAGGGACCAAUAGCCUUGGAUAGAAGAUCAUCUGGUGUCAGUCAAGUAGAGCAAUCUUUCAGUUUUUUUUAAAAAGGUGAAUCUUUUUUAUUUGCUUACUCAGUAACUGGCUUAUUGUGUCAGCACUGAGUUAGCGUCAGACCAUCAGUCUCGGAGGAAGCAUGGGCUAGCAGUACCUAACUCAGAACUCAGCAACGAUGUUUUAAAUCUGACGGUUUUUUGUGAUGUAAGGAAAUAGCAGUUUUGGGUAAUUAUUGGCCAUUGUAAACUAAAUGUCAUUAACAGCGUGAAUUAAAAGUAGCCCCAAAUUAGAGGCACCUCCAUUGUUCAGGCAGCCUCUCUCUCAGGACUCCCUCCCGCAAACCGCCUCUGCUCAGACAGUUCCGGCGAUGAAGGGCAUUUAUUCCAUAAAUAGUGCUUUUUCCUUCUGUUUCUUUUAAAGAAAAAAGAAAGAAAAAAAAAAAACACUUUUCUUUUGGUCUAAGUUGUCGAAAUACCUUAAAAAAUGUUAUAGAAAUUGAACUCUGUCAACAGUGUUAUUUAUACUAAGAUCCGGGCAAUUUCUUGAAACCUUCCUGUUUUAUAUUAGUUUUGCCCUUUGUUAUGAAUGUAAUGUUCAUAUUUAUUUGAAUUUUAGAUCGUUAAAUGUUAAUGAAAAGCAAUUUAAUUGUUAAUUUUUGGUAGUGCCUUUUUCUCUGUAUGCCUUAAUUUUAUUUUAUAUGAAUAAUUCAUGUUACCCACCAAAAUGAAGGGUUUUUUCCCCCCCAAAUCAGGAGUUUCAAGAAUUGGUUUGGCCUUAGACUGUGUAUUAGCCCUUAAAUAUUUCUUACUGCCUGCUUCCUUCUCCUCCCCUUUUCUACCUCUUUUUUUUUAAUGUUAGAAGAUAAAUAUCAGCAUUAAUCUGCCACAGACACACCACAGUUUCCUCUAGACGUGGACUGCUAAGAUAGGAGAGAGUAUUCUAAUUCUAAAGACAGAUGGUAAAGUGUUUUCUGGUGGGUUACUUGAUUUUCAAUCAGAUUGACACUGUCCCGAUUCUUUGUAUGUUAUGGUUCGGUUCUGAUUAUCAUAGCAGAGGUAGAAUGGUUGUUUUUGCCCUAAAGAGGUGUUUAAAUGGUUUACAAAUGUUCAGGCAACGAGACUUAGGGCAAUGAGCAAGAAAUCCAGGGAUAGCAAAUUUCUAAUCUAAUAUUGUAAUGAAAACUCUAACUUACAUUUCUGUGAAGAGUGUGUGUGUGUGUGUGUGUGUGUGUGUGUGUGUGUGUAGUGGAACAGGGAUGGGAAGAGAGGAAAGGUGUGAAUGUUCAGUUAGAUUAGUUUCUGUUCUUGGAGGAACAACUCAAAUGUGUAUGACCUACUGAUGAUGGAUGAGUAAUCAUCCUUGGGUAGGAAUACCAGCAUUCUCCACCAGUAACUAGUAUAAAUGAUUGUUUAAUAAAGGUAUUUAUUGUGAAUUGCCAAGCUCUUGGUUGCUAAAAGUAGAUUAAAAUUAAAUUUGUAUGUCUGUAUAAUAGCUUAUAUAUAACCCUUAAAUAGGAAGUAAUUGAUUUUGCAUAGUUCUUCAUGAACUCUUUGGGAUAGAAAUUCUGCCAGACAUUAUCAAAACCAGCUACUUUACCUCUUACGUGUGUCAGUUUAUGAAACGUUCAGAAGGAAGUUUUCUUACAACUCUUCCUGAUUGGCUAGGGAGCACAUGCUGUGGAGCCACCGAUCCUGCUGACCUUGCCCAUCUGAACGAGACGCCACUGCAGGCGAGGGAAGGGUCAGAGCCACCGGUUCCCACUCGCCUCGUGCUCUCAGGCGAGUCUGGAGACUCCUCUCGGUGAUGGCGAGAGUGGACAUGAUGGGGAUCAUUUCAGAAGUACAGGAGGAGUCAGCUAGAGAAAAGAAUAGAAUCUUAUCUGUUGCCUGCACCCAGUCUUUUAUGAAAUUCUUCAUGUUUUUCAUUAUUCUGCGUUAUAAUUGACAGUAAUAUAUGUUUGUUAAAACAGCAAAGGCAUUAAAGUAUUGAGUCCUGCUAUUCCCUAUGCCUGUUACUCUUGUUUGCAUUCACAAUCUGCAUUAUCAGAAUCACUUUAAACCAAAGCUUUUAUAUUCCCUGCACACGUUGCCAGAAUGAUUGGCAUGUUACUUCUGCCCACCAGCAAGUUAAUGGGAGAGGAAGGAUAAAGUAGAUCCUAGUAGAGUCUGGAUCUCAGUCUCCCCUCCGGUGAAAGGAGAGGUGCUCCGUGUUUGCAUUUAGGCAGCAGAAUUCCCUUCAUCUCUGAUGGAGCUGUAUAGACAUUGCAAACUUGAGCAUGUACACCUGCGAGUCUUAGUAUAUAACACAGCUGACCAUAGACACAUUGACUAGCGAGGCCUGAGGUUGGAAGUGUACUUUCUUCCUAGUGUCUUCACCUUUAGGAACUUGGGAUUGACUUGAAAGACAUUUCAGGAAAGCUGUGAAGACAUGUCUGCUUUGUGCCAUAGACACUUGGGAACAUAAAAAUAUGAGUCUGUGUUCCAGUAUACAUGCAGCAUUGGUCCACAAAUAAGGAUAUCUGCGUCCCUUAAUGACAGUUGAGAACAGUAAAGUUUGUGAUUAUACUAAAAAGCACUUUUAUGUGUUUUUUUUUAGAAUUUAAUUUUUAAAAGCAUAUGUAACUAGUGGUGAUUUUAGCAUUAGCAUUACUUAGAGGGGAGAGAUAAGAAACAAAAUCUUAAACUCUAGUAGAUACUUAGACUCCAAAAUGCAUUUGAUACAUUCUAAUUUUUCCAAAGACUUUUUCCCACCUGGAAUAAGAAGGGAGGACUGAUGGAAACACAGGUGAAAAGGCUUAUGGGCAAAAGGAAGUGGGAAGGGGCCAACCUUGCAGUAUACCCUUUUCAAGCAAAAGCACCGUGUCUGAGGGUGAGAAUACUUCUUUACAAACAGGAUUGUUUUUAAUACAAUGUUAAUUAGUAAAAGGUUUACAUUUUUUCUAUUGCUGUUGGUUUUAAAAUUUGCUACUCUGCAUUCAGAAAUAUAAAAUACUUAAUACCAAGGAUACUUUUAAUGUCAGACAUCUCUUACAUUUCACAUGGUUCUUUUUAUUCAAAUAUCAUCAUAAAAGCAAACUUGGAUAAGUUUGAGAAAAAACUUUGUUACAAACUAUAAUUAUCAAUUUGUAAAUUUACCUUUUGGCUGAAUGUACAUUUUUUAAUGUAGCCAUUACAUUCUUUAUAUUUAACCUAUUCGUUUCUCUCUGUAAAAAAUUUUAAUCUCAGUUGAAUGCUGGGCAGUUUCUAAUAAUGUACAAAUAAUAAUGUUUUUUUCCUACAAGGUUGACUUUUUGCACAUUUUUGUAAGUUUUUAAUUUGUACACUGAUGUACUACUUUGACCAAUAAUUGUUGAUGUGUGUAUGAGCAUCAUGAAUGUGUGCAUUGAACUACUGUCUGUGUCUCUGUUUUAACUUCUUUCAACAUGUGGUCAGUAACUGCACUGCUGUUACAGACUUAAAUGGACCUUACUGCUUUUACUAUGGAUGCUCAUUUUGGUUCUCUCUUUGUUAAAGAACUCAGGAGUUCAACUCACUUUCUGAUUUUAUAUGUAUUGUAAAAUCUAUGACUAAGUUGAAAGUAUGCUUGCAACUCCAUGUAUCAGGGGAUGUUGUGUGUGGAAAUGUCUCUGUCUGUCUGUAGGCACAUUUAUAUAUCCCAGUAAUUUCUUGUUUUCAUUUGUUUCUACAUUUUUAUUAACUUGUUUUUUAUAAGGGUACUGUUUAGUUAGGAUUAAAUAUAUAUAAAAGCUUUUUGAGAGAUUAUUUACUAUAUGAAUAUAUUUUUCAGCUGGCUGAUCAAAAUAUUUUUAAAAUUUCGUUUUUAACCAUGCAAAACAUGUUUGUAUUUCCAGAAUUAGAUACAAGUUUACUUAGAUAUAAGUUAAAAAUACUCCUGGAAGGAAGAGCAUUGAUACUCUUUUGAGAAUUCUCUGAAGUGCAAAUUAAGGGGAAAAAGUAGAUCUUAAGCAGUAGCAAAAACACAUUGCCCACUAAAACAGCCUUAGAAUGCUCUGAGCUGUGAAAAACGUGAGAAAAUAACUCGUCUUGAAAAGAUGCCACAACUUUUAUGUUUCCAGGCUCUCUUGGCUGGUCCUACUGUUGUUGACUGUUUCCUUAACCUACCCUGAAAGAUGUUAACAGUUAGGUGUUUUCUUACUGGGCAAGGUCAGACCUCAUUUAUUAUUCUCUGCAAUUGACUAUAAAUUGGUUUAGAAAUGUCCAAACAUACAUUGAGUGUCUCUAUUCUGUACUGUGUAUGCUAAGUAACUGGCAGGAAAAAAAAUUGGAAAUUAAAUUUCCAAUCUGACAAUGUUCUUAUACUUAAGGAAAUCCUUGUUUUUAAUAUGCGGUACCACGAAAGGUUACUUGUGUUAGGAAUACAGUCCACUGUUGAAGUUGAAUGUCACUAAGCUUAUUAUGUUACAAGAGCCAGUAUAAUUAAAACCUCCCAGAAACCAGAUACAGCGUGAUAUGUGCCACAUUUCAUGCAUAUUUUGACUUUGUGUUGUUCAUUGAAAGUUGUGCUUGUAAAAAUGUAUAAAAUUUUGGAGUUUUUAUGUAUUUGUUUUUCUUGCUGGUAAAUAGCUUUUGAAAAAUCUAAUGUGAAAGAAACCAUGUUUAUAUUUUGUUAGUGAUCAGUGACUUUGUUUAUAUGGAAAUUUGUAUAUUGUUGGCACACAUUUUUUUAGAUUUAUCAUGCAUGAAGGCUGCAAUAAUUAGCACAAUGAAAAUUGCUUUUUUUAAAUGUUAAUUCAUCUGAAAGAUUGUGGUGCACAGGGUUACUUUAAGUGACCUGGGUUAUGGAAUAUAGAUGAACGGCACUCUAAGUGUUAAUAAAGCUAAUAUUUAUUUCCA
This is a messenger RNA of Pipistrellus kuhlii (Kuhl's pipistrelle), 10852 nucleotides long. RefSeq names its product mitogen-activated protein kinase kinase kinase 2 (gene MAP3K2). The coding region runs from base 629 to 2491 and encodes 620 amino acids. Gene Ontology annotation, biological process: protein phosphorylation. The record is from RefSeq and is a predicted model, not a curated record. The transcript has 18 exons. Gene Ontology annotation, molecular function: protein kinase activity; ATP binding; protein binding. Lineage: Eukaryota; Metazoa; Chordata; Mammalia; Chiroptera; Vespertilionidae.